Molecule: messenger RNA, 7938 nt
Organism: Melospiza melodia melodia
Lineage: Eukaryota; Metazoa; Chordata; Aves; Passeriformes; Passerellidae
Gene: SDK2
Product: sidekick cell adhesion molecule 2
Biological process (GO): cell-cell adhesion
Molecular function (GO): protein binding
Source: RefSeq, a predicted model, not a curated record
AUCCUCUCUCUGCCGCCCGGAGCCGCCUGGGAGGGGAUGUCCCUCGGCAGGAGCUGAGCGCUGGGGAGGGGCCGCCCCCCGCCCCCAAAGUUUUCGCUCGGCCCCGGAGCGCUGGGGAGCCGGCCCCCAUGGAGCCCGGGCGGGCAGGAGGGGCCGGGGGCGCGGCGCCCUGCGCUUCCCGUCCCCUUCCCUGACGCGGGGCGCAGCGCUCGGGGAGGGGCUCGGCUGCCGGCUCCGCUCCGGAUUUGGUGGUCCCGGCUCCGCACGUCCCUGGGGAAGCCGCCGAUGGUGGGGAGCUGCCUGCGGACCGCCCCCAGCCCCACGAGGAGCCCUUCACCCGGCGCCUUCGCCUCCCCCUGAGCAGCGCUGCUGCGGGGAUCCCUGCGCCGGAGCCGCCCGGAUUAUAAAGUCGGGGAAGUUCUCCCCCCGCAACCCCCCCAGCUUGUCUCGGCAGAGCCAUGGCCCGGCUCCGGAGCUGGGGGCUGCUCUGCUUCGCCGUGCUCGCCCUGCCCGGCCCGCCGGGAGCCGGCGCCCAAGAUGAUGUGUCCCCGUAUUUCAAGACGGAGCCGGUGCGGAGCCAGGUGCACCUGGAGGGGAACAGGCUGGUGCUCACCUGCAUGGCCGAGGGCAGCUGGCCCCUGGAGUUCAAGUGGCUGCACAACAGCCAGGAGCUCACCAAGUUCUCCCUGGAGUACAGGUACAUGAUCACCUCGCUGGACCGCACCCACGCCGGCUUCUACCGCUGCAUCGUCCGCAACCGCAUGGGCGCGCUGCUGCAGCGCCAGACCGAGGUGCAGGUGGCCUACAUGGGGAGCUUUGAGGACGGCGAGACGCAGCAGAGCGUGUCCCACGGCGAGGCGGCCGUCAUCCCCGCGCCGCGCAUCGCCAGCUUCCCCCAGCCCCAGGUCACCUGGUUCCGCGAUGGACGGAAGAUCUCCCCCAGCAGCCGCGUGGCCAUCACGCUGGAGAACACGCUGGUGAUCCUGUCCACGGUGGCGCCGGACGCGGGGCGUUACUACGUGCAGGCGGUCAAUGACAAGAACGGGGACAACAAGACGAGCCAGCCCAUCACCCUGACGGUGGCCAAUGUGGGUGGCCCAGCUGAUCCCAUCGCACCCACCAUCAUUGUCCCUCCCAAGAACACCAGCGUGGUGGCCGGGACCUCGGAGGUGACCAUGGAGUGUGUGGCCAACGCCAGGCCACUGAUGAAGCUGCACAUCGUCUGGAAGAAGGACGGGGAGCCCGUGUCCAGCGGGAUCAGCGACUACAGCCGGCGGCUGACCAUCCUGCACCCCACCCUGAGCGACAGCGGCUUCUACGAGUGCCAGGCUGUGCUGCGCAGCAGCAGCGUCCCUGCUGUCACUGCCGGGGCCUUCCUGUCCGUGCUGGAGCCCCCUCAGUUCAUCAGGGAGCCGGAGAGGCACAUCACGGCCGAGAUGGAGAAGGUGGUGGCCAUCCCCUGCCAGGCCAAGGGUGUCCCCCCUCCCGAGAUGGCCUGGUACAAGGACGCCGCCCUGCUGCAGCUGGAGAAGCUGCCCCGUUUCCAGCUGCUGGAGGACGGCAGCCUGCAGAUCAGCGGGCUGCUCCCCGACGACACCGGAAUGUUCCAGUGCUUUGCCCGCAACGCGGCCGGCGAGGUGCAGACCACCACGUACCUGGCCGUGACCAGCAUCGCCCCCAACAUCACGCGGGGUCCCCAGGACAGCACGGUGAUCGACGGCAUGGCCGUCAUCCUCAACUGCGAGACCUCGGGGGCGCCACGCCCGGCCAUCACCUGGCAGAAAGGGGAGCGGGUCCUGGCCAGCGGCUCGGUGCAGCUGCCCCGUUUCACCCUGCUGGAGUCGGGCAGCCUCCUGGUGAGCCCCGCGCACCUGUCUGACGCUGGCACCUACACCUGCCUGGCCACCAACUCCCGCGGCGUGGACGAGGCCUCUGCAGACCUGGUGGUCUGGGCAAGGACACGUAUCACAGACCCGCCGCAGGACCAGAGUGUCAUCAAAGGCACCAAGGCUGUCAUGAGCUGCGGGGUCACCCAUGACCCCAGCGUGGACGUCAGGUACGUGUGGGAGAAGGACGGGGCUCCGCUGGCCGAGAGCGGCCCCCGGGUGCGGCUGGACGAGGCGGGCACCCUGCACAUCUCCCAGACCUGGUCGGGUGACAUCGGCACCUACACCUGCAAGGUGAUCUCGGCCGGGGGCAACGACUCGCGCAGCGCCCACCUCCGAGUCCGGCAGCUCCCCCACGCCCCCGAGAGCCCCGUGGCCACCCUGAGCCCGCAGGAGAAACGGGCCAUCAACCUCACCUGGGCCAAGCCCUUCGACGGCAACAGCCCCCUGCUCCGCUACGUCGUGGAGGUCUCCGAGAACAAUGCGCCCUGGACCGUGCUGCUGGCCAGCGUGGACCCCGAGGUGACGUCGGUGACAGUGCGGGGCUUGGUGCCCGCUCGCUCCUACCAGUUCCGCCUGUGCGCCGUGAACGACGUGGGCAGGGGACAGUUCAGCAAGGACACGGAGAGGGUGUCCCUGCCCGAGGAGCCGCCCUCGGCGCCCCCCCAGAACGUCAUCGCCAGCGGCCGCACCAACCAGUCCAUCAUGAUCCAGUGGCAGCCGCCCCCCGAGAGCCACCAGAACGGGGUCCUCAAGGGCUACAUCAUCCGGUACUGCCUGGCCGGGCUGCCCGUGGGGUACCAGUUCAAGAACAUCACCAACGCCGAGGUCAACAACCUCCUGCUGGAGGACCUCAUCAUCUGGACCAACUACGAGAUUGAGGUGGCCGCCUACAACAGUGCUGGUCUGGGGGUCUACAGCAUGAAGGUGACGGAGUGGACGCUGCAGGGAGUGCCCACGGUGCCUCCAGGGAAUGUGCAGGCUGAGGCCACCAACUCCACCACCAUCCGCUUCACCUGGAACCCCCCCAGCCCCCAGUUCAUCAACGGCAUCAACCAGGGCUACAAGCUCAUCGCCUGGGAGCCGGAGCACGAGGACGAGGCCACGGUGGUGACGGUGCGGCCCAACUUCCAGGACAGCGUGCACGUGGGCUACGUGCCGGGGCUGCGCAAGUUCGCCGAGUACCUGACCUCGGUGCUGUGCUUCACCACGCCCGGCGACGGCCCGCGCAGCCCCCCGCAGCUGGUGCGCACCCACGAGGACGUGCCUGGCCCCGUGGGACACCUGAGCUUCAGUGACGUCCUGGAUACAUCCCUGAAGGUCAGCUGGCAGGAGCCGCUGGAGAAGAACGGGAUCCUGACGGGGUACCGGAUCUCCUGGGAGGAGUACAACCGCACCAACACGCGGGUGACGCACUACCUGCCCAACGUCACCCUGGAGUACCGCGUCACCGGCCUCACCGCCCUCACCACCUACACCAUCGAGGUGGCCGCCAUGACCUCCAAGGGACAGGGACAGCUCUCCUCCUCCACCAUCUCCUCGGGGGUCCCCCCAGAGCUCCCCGGUGCCCCCACCAACCUGGGCAUCUCCAACAUCGGCCCCCGCUCCGUCACCAUCCAGUUCCGCCCGGGUUACGAUGGCAAAACCUCCAUCUCCCGCUGGCAGGUGGAGGCGCAGGUGGGCCAGAACGGCGAGGCCGGCGAGUGGGGGCUCGUGCACCAGCUGGCCAACGAGCCCGACACGCGCUCCAUGGAGGUGCCCAACCUGAAGCCCUACACCUACUACAGUUUCCGCAUGCGGCAGGUGAACAUCGUGGGCACCAGCCCACCCAGCCUGCCCUCCCGGAGGAUCCAGACCCUGCAGGCCCCCCCGGACACGGCCCCUGCCAAUGUCACCCUGAGGACGGCCAGCGAGACCAGCCUGUGGCUGCGCUGGAUGCCCCUCCUGGAGCAGGAGUACAACGGGAGCCCCGACUCGGUGGGCUACAGGAUCCGGUACGCCCGGGCGGACGGGCGGGGGCAGCCGGCGCUGCAGCUGAUCCGUGACCGCGUCGAGAGGGAGUUCACCAUCGAGGACCUGCAGGAGUGGACCGAGUACCGGGUGCAGGUCCAGGCCUUCAACGCCAUCGGGCCCGGGCCCUGGAGCCCCCCGGUGCUGGGGCGCACGCGGGAGUCAGUGCCCUCCUCCGGCCCCAGCAAUGUGUCAGCAGUGGCCACCUCCUCCAGCAGCCUGCUGGUCCGAUGGGGUGACAUUCCUGAGGCUGACUGCAACGGGCUCAUCCUGGGCUACAAGGUGCUGUACAAGGAGAAAGGCUCGGAGGCCCGUGCCCGGUUCUGGCUGGCAGAGGGCAAUGCCUCCCACAGUGCCCAGCUCACCGGGCUGGCCAAGUACACCCUGUACGAGAUCCGGGUGCUGGCCUUCACCAGGAUGGGCGACGGUGUCCCCAGCCGGCCUCCUGUCCUCGAGAGGACACUGGAUGAUGUGCCCGGGCCCCCCGUGGGGCUCCUCUUUCCUGAGGUGAGGACCACCUUGGUGAGGCUCAUCUGGCAGCCUCCAGCAGCCCCCAACGGCAUCAUCCUGGCCUACCAGGUCAGCCACCGCCUCAACACCUCGGCGCUGCCCGCGGCCGCCGUGGAGGUGCUGGACGCCGGCGCCCGGCAGUUCACGGCCACCGGCCUGCAGCCCGAGGCCACCUACCUGUUCCGUGUCACCGCGCAGAGCCGCAAGGGCUGGGGCGAGCCGGCCGAGGCGCUGGUGGUCACCACCGAGAAGCGAGCCCGGCCGCAGCCCCCCGGGAAGCCGCUGGCGCAGCAGGAGGAGGUGCGGGCGCGCAGCGUGCUGCUGUCCUGGGAGCCGGGCAGCGACGGGCUGUCCCCCGUGCGCUACUACACCGUGCAGAGCCGCGAGCUGCCCCACGGACAGUGGGCUCUGCACUCCGCCCCCGCCAGCCACAACGCCACCGCCUUCGUCGUGGACAGGCUGAAACCCUUCACCUCCUACAAGUUCCGUGUGAAGGCGACGAACGACAUCGGGGACAGCGAGUACAGCGAGGAGUCGGAGUCCCUGACCACCCUGCAGGCGGCCCCCGAGGAGGCGCCCACCAUCCUCUCCAUCACCCCCCACACCACCACGUCGGUGCUCAUCCGCUGGCAGCCCCCGGCUGAGGACAAGAUCAACGGGAUCCUGCUGGGGUUCCGGCUGCGCUACCGGGAGCUGCUGCACGACAGCCUGAGGGGCUUCGCCCUGCGCGGCCUCGGCCACCCCAGCGCCACCCCUGUCUAUGCCGUGCACAACCUCAGCGAGGUGUCCCUCACCCAGUACGAGCUGGACAACCUGAGCAAGCACCGGCGCUACGAGAUCCGGAUGAGCGUCUACAACGCCGUGGGCGAGGGGCCCCCCAGCGCCCCCCAGGAGGUGUUUGUGGGGGAAGCGGUGCCCACCGCAGCGCCCCGCAACGUGGCCGUGCGGGCGGUGACGGCCACGCAGCUGGAUGUCACCUGGGAGCCGCCGCCCGCGGAGAGCCAGAACGGCGACAUCCAGGGCUACAAGAUCCACUUCUGGGAGGAGCAGCGGCAGAACCAGAGCACGAAGGUCAAGACCCUUUUCCUGCCCGAGACCGGCGUGAAGCUGAAGAACCUGACAGGCUACACCUCCUACGGGGUCAGCGUGGCCGCCUUCAACGCCGCGGGCGACGGGCCCCGCAGCGUGCCCGUGAGGGCACGGACACAGCAGGCAGCCCCCAGCGCUCCCGGCUCCAUCCGCUUCAGCGAGCUGACCACCACCUCGGUGAACGUGUCCUGGGAGCCACCACCGCUGCCCAACGGCAUCCUCGAGGGCUACAGGCUGGUCUAUGAGCCCUGCACGCCCGUGGAUGGUGUCAGCAAGAUCGUGACCGUGGAUGUGAAGGGGAGCAGCCCGCUGUGGAUGAAGGUCAAGGACCUGGCCGAGGGCGUCACCUACCGCUUCCGAAUCCGCGCCAAAACCUUCGCCUACGGGCCGGACGUCGAGGCCAACAUCACCACGGGGCCCGGGGAAGGUGCCCCUGGCCCCCCUGGAGAACCCUUCAUCUCCCGCUAUGGCUCGGCCAUCACCAUCCACUGGUCCAGCGGGGACCCUGGCCAGGGUCCCAUCACCAGAUACAUCAUCGAGGCCCGGCCCUCAGAUGAGGGGCUCUGGGACAUCCUCAUCAAAGACAUCCCCAAGGAGGUGACCUCCUACACCUUCAGCACGGACAUCCUCAAGCAGGGGGUCAGCUACGACUUCCGAGUCAUUGCUGUCAAUGACUACGGCUACGGGACCCCCAGCACCCCUUCCCCCUCCGUGUCAGCCCAGAAAACCAACCCGUUCUAUGAGGAGUGGUGGUUCCUGGUGGUCAUCGCCCUGGUGGGGCUCAUCUUCAUCCUCCUCCUCGUCUUCGUGCUCAUCAUCCGCGGCCAGAGCAAGAAAUACUCCAAGAAGUCGGACUCAGGGAACAGCUCCAAGGCGGCCGCCCUGAGCCACGGCGAGAUGGUGAGCCUGGACGAGGGCAGCUUCCCCGCCCUGGAGCUCAACAACCGCCGCCUCUCGGUCAAGAACUCCUUCUGCAGGAAGAACGGCAUCUACACCCGGUCCCCGCCCCGGCCCAGCCCCGGCAGCCUGCACUACUCGGACGAGGACGUGACCAAGUACAACGACCUGAUCCCCGCCGAGAGCAGCAGCCUGACCGAGAAACCCUCCGAGGUCUCCGACUCCCAGGGCAGCGACAGCGAGUACGAGGUGGACCCCGCGCACCAGAAGGCGCACUCCUUCGUCAACCACUACAUCAGCGACCCCACCUACUACAACUCCUGGCGGCGGCAGCAGAAGGGCAUCUCCCGUGCCCAGGCUUACAGCUACACCGAGAGCGACUCGGGCGAGCCCGAGCACACGCCGCUGUCCAACAGCGCCUCCACGCAGCAGGGCAGCCUGUUCCGCCCCAAGGGCAGCAGGACUCCCACCCCCCAGACCCCCGGCACGGCCCCCAGCAGCCAGCCCGGCACCCUGUACCGCCCGCCCAGCAGCCUGGCCCCCGGCUCCAGGGCCCCCAUCGCGGGCUUCUCCUCCUUCGUUUGAUGCUUCGACAGAAAAAAGAAGAAAAAAAAAAAAAAAAACGAGGAACAAAACGGGAGAGGCAGGGGAAAAAAAUUAGGAAAAAAGAAAAAAUAAUAUUUUAAAGAAAAGCCCCAAGAAUUAAGAGAAAAGGAAGAAGAGGAGGAGGAGGAAGGGGAGCAGCGCCAGGGGUUUCUGCUGCUGCCAAGCGCCGUCCCUGGGGCUGGGGAGCGAACCCAGGGCCCCUCCUUGGCCAAAGCUUGUGGGUCACAGACUCCUCUGUGGAGGUGGGGCAGGGGGCUCGGGGGGCACCCACAUCGUCCUUGGUGCCCCCACAUCAUCCUUGGUGCCCCCACAUCGCCCCUGGUGCCCCCACAUCACCCCUGGCACCCCUGGAGCUGCUGCUGGGCCCCAGUGGGUGCUGGGGCUGGGCAAGGGGCUCCUGCCGUGCCAAACCCCCCAGCCCCUCCACCCGGGGCUCCCCCAGGACGUGGGGACAAGCAGGGACACAGAGACAGAGGAGCUCUGCUGCUCUUAAACCUCUGGACUUGAGCCCCCCACUCUGGACCCCUGCAGAAGGAUGCCAGGGGACGUUUCAUUGGUGCCAGGGGACGUUUCAUUGGUGCCCUCCCUGGUGCCCGGCCCAGCACAGCCCCCAGAGCAGGAGGAGCCAGGACUGGAAGCCCAGGACAGCCCCAGAGGGGUGCACGUGGUGCUCAUCCCCCAGUUCUGCACCUCGGGGCUCGGAUGGGGCAGCUGGAGCCUCCCCGCGGCGUUUCGGGUGGUUUGGGGCUUUUUAACGGGGUUUUGUGCAGGAUCUGAGGGCGUUGGGGGGUGUUGAUGCCCGGGGGGGUCUGUGGCUGUUUUGGGGGUGUCUGCACAGCCCAGCCCAGCCCCUGCAGUGCCUAUGGGUGAGCCAGCAGCAGCCUGGCAGGGCCAGGGCACCCUGAGCCGAGGGAGAUGCCAAUAAACAGCCUGAGGACAA